Molecule: messenger RNA, 2669 nt
Organism: Amoebophrya sp. A120
Lineage: Eukaryota; Dinophyceae; Syndiniales; Amoebophryaceae
Source: the annotation of a GenBank genome assembly
AAGUCCAGCUGGAGGCGCACAAAUCAAACAAAUUUUGUUUUACUACUCCUUUACGACCUUUUCGCCUUUCGUCCCCGGAAGAGACGUCUUUUCUAUCUACACCAUUUAGUUAUUCGCAAUCUUCUUGUCAUUCAAAGUCAAUGUCAGUGGUAGAAGGUCUAUUUCCAGAGGCCGAGGCGCGGCUUGUGGUCCUCUCGUGCUUGUUGCGCAUAUAGACCUUCCGAAAAGGAAAAAUCAGUGUCCCUCCCUCGGAGAAAAUUAUCAUGGCUUCCUGGUGGAACACGAACCCCGUGGGUGCGGGCAACGAGAACAACUACUACGAAAACACCGACCUCUAUCGCAAGAAAAAACUGUUUCACUGUGAACUUGUGAUGCAGAAAACGGAACACAGAACUACGUGUCUUGUUGCACCUGCAAGACAUUGGAUUUCCAAGCGUGUUUUCCCUUGGGAAACGCGCAUGGCAAAUUUUCUGUGUCAUGUGUAACAAACUUGUGAUGCGCUUCUUGCAAAAUCAUCACAGUGAAACAGUUUUUGCGUGGGAUAACCUCUACGGCGAGGAGGAUCCGAUCCAGGUGAUCGAGUCCACCGAGGAGGCCGAGGACAGCACGAGCGAAUAUGACCGCGACAGUAGCAACAGCGGGAUGAACCACAAAGAUACAAAAAAUGCCUCGUACACCUACUACAACCAAACCAGGCCCGUCCAGGGCUUCACCGAAGCCACCUGGCAGCGGCAGUCCCAGAAGGAGAGAAAUGCGCAGAGCGUGGCGUCACAACACGAAAAACGGAAGCGGGCUCAGGGCGAGGGCGAGGCCUUCUACAGCGGAUCAUCUCCCGACCUGGUGGAGAAUCAAUACUAUGGCGGGACGACGGGGGCUACUACUAAAAAUGCCUCGUACGGUGCGACCAACUACGGCAAUGUGGAUAUGCUUUCGAGUAAAGGCUUUUUCGAGUAUGGAACGAACAUGGACAACAAUUACGAUGAGCAAACAAACAACUACGAUUACGGGGGGGAGUCCGACGAGAGCGGGUACUACAACACAUACGCCUACCUGCAGCAGCCCCAGAUGCAGCAGAUGGGAACGACAACCGCUGGGGCGGACGGGUCGAAUUUCACCGUGAGUCCCGUUUCCACCAAAGACAGCCGGAGUCCGCGGAGCAACAACCCGCUGACCACGGGGAACAUGCCGGACGUGCUCGGGGACCAGUUUUACAUCAUCCAAAAGGUCAGCAAGAGGGACAUUGUCGAGAACCUGGUGGGGGUGGAACUGGGGAACAAGUACACGGUGAAAGCCAUGGACUAUUACGACAACCAAAUCGGACCCAACCUGUACAUUUCCGAAGACAGCAGCUGGUUCCAGAAGUGCUGCUGCGGGCCCUCCAGAUCGCUGACGUUUGAGCUCUUCGCGGGGGACAACGCGAAAGACAACGCAUACGAGGGUGAGUUUGCGGGGAACCACGUCUUUCGCCGGAAGCACGACGCCGCCCCGUCCUCCGGGAAAGUGCUGCGCAUGAAGAAGGACUUUGUGUGCCAGUGCUGCUGCUGCCCGUGUCUGUGUACGAGCUUUUGUAAGCCGCGUUUCGACGUGCAAGCGGUCCUGCCGAACUACAGCACGGGCCGCAGUAGCUUCAAGAACAUUGGCCACGUGCAGGACCACUGCAAGUGUUGCGGCACGCGGGAGAUGGUUUACAACCAGCUGGGGGAGCACUUGUACACCGUCGAGGGGUCCGAGUGCCAGCUGGGCGCGUGCUGUCCGUUUGGGGACGCGAAGUACGCCAUCUUUGACGAACGCACCCACGCGCGAGUGGGCAUGUUGCAGAAGAAGGGCGGAGGCUUCAAGCAAAUCCUAAAGGAAGCGCUUGCGGACGCGCAGACCUUCAAAGUGACCCCGCCGGACUACGCGGGACCGAACGAAAAGGCGCUGCUCCUGGCCGCCGCUAUGAUGGUGGAGCUGCAGUACUACGUAUGAAAGUGGAAGACAAGAACCCCCCCCCUGCGUCCUUUUUUUUUGAAGUAGGGCAUGAUUGAACAGCAAGAGCAUACAAAAACAAAAAUGCAACAGUACUGCAUGAUAAAUCUACGACACGAAGAUUGUGGCCCUGGUUUGUUGGGCUCCACGAUCUGGUCGCGCAAGCAUAGCGAGUUUCUUCCUGCGUUUCAUAUUCAUUUACAAAUAAAGGGGAGCAGCAGGGGGAGCUUUUGUCCACUCUCAUAUUACGAACGUACGAACGAUAAGAGAGAGCAGUACGGUGUGGAUUAAUUACAUACGGCUAACCACGACCGCAGUACGGUUAACCACUGGAGUAAGUUUUGCGUUUCUCAUCCCGACGAGUUUGGGCCAGCAGUAUGUGAAUGCGUUUUUUCCAGCACUUUCGAAAAAACUAAGAACCUUCGGACAUUGCGAAUUUUCGUACUAAGUCUGUCAAUUAUCGUCCUCUCAUCUGCUUCCGCUUCGCAAUCGGAAGUAUGUCUUCUCUUUCAGCACCCCUUCCCUGGGCUUACCCUGGGUGAUAAGACCCAAAUUUUGACGCCUCCGCUGUUGUCUUGUUGAUGAAGUGGAGGAUUGAUUCAUGCGAGAUUUCUUGUGACGAACUGGUUCUGCACCUACUGGAUCCUUGCGAGGAGGACCAGUUUUUGCUUUGUUUUCUGCUCCUGCAAAUUUCAUAGGCC